Molecule: messenger RNA, 3899 nt
Organism: Meleagris gallopavo (turkey)
Lineage: Eukaryota; Metazoa; Chordata; Aves; Galliformes; Phasianidae
Source: RefSeq, a predicted model, not a curated record
UCAGUCCUUGAUCCACGUUAUUUAAUGUCGUUUAAUUAUUUCAUGUUCCCUUCUGAGGUUUUAACAAAACUCAAAUAAUAAACAGAAGCUGACCAGUGGUGGGAAGUUUCCACAGAUGGAAAUAGCUAAGAAAGGCUUACAUUAAAAAUCUAUCAUUUUGUCUCAAGUGAGCUUUUAACCCUUUUUUCCUUUUGCGUACCUGUAAUUCUGUUGGGGGAGCAGCUCAUCAGGCAUAAAAUUGCAGGCUGUAACCUAUCAAUGAGGUGUAAAAGGAUUAUCUGUUGCUUGGAGUAUAGCUUUGAUCUGAGAACAGUGAUAGGAGGAAGGAUUCAUGGUUGUCUUCCAUUCACAGGGGAAGAAAAAAUGUUUUGGCGUGGCUGUCCUGGCACACACACAGCCACACGCUGCUAAUGAGGGCUCAGUGCUGCACAGCUGAGCAAAGGUUUGGUUCUGCUUUGUUCCCCUUUGCCCUGAGAGGGGGGCUGGUGUGAGCAAAGGGCUCAGGGCUGCUUCUCAGGUUCCAUUCCACACUUAUAAAAGUCCACGUGUUCCUGUAUACGCACUGUGGCUUUUUAACUUGUUUUCAUGUGAGAAUUAAAAUCCUAUCAACAUGUUUAGUCUGCUUUUCUUAAAGCCCUCAAUUGGGUUUGAGAGUUGUGGUUCAUUUGGAGUAGAUUUAUUUGGAAAACAUGCUAAGCUGAAAUGUUACUUCCAACAAGGGUUAGAUUUCAUUGAUAGCUUGGGUUGGAUUUUUGGAGAUGCUUUUCCUCCAAAGAGUGCUCAGCACUGCACAACUGCCUGGCGCGGAGGUCACCAGCCUGGGGGCAUCCCAGAGCCAUGGGGUGGGCACUGGGGGGGUGGCUGGGGAGCUUGGAGAGCUUUUCCAACCUCAGUGAUCCUGUGGUUGUAGAGAGAGGAUACAGCAGUGUCUGGUGAUGCUGGGCAGUGACACCUCUCCCCUGCCAUCGCUGGUGCCACCUGGUUUCUCAGCACGGCACAGGAUGGGGACUCAGUGACUGCAGUGCAGAGCUGAGAUGAAGUGCAGCUCCAGUUCCUCUUUUUUGUUGUUGUUUUUUUUUUCUUUGUAAUCUCUUCUGCUCGGGAAGAAUUUAGGUCUCUGAAAAAACCCUCAAAGCUGCUUUUUGUGUGAACAGCAAGACAAAGCCUCGCAAGGCAUCGGGAGGAUUUUGGCCUGAAAGCCACCUCUGUUCCAGCACUGAGCCCAUGGGCCGCACGCAGCUCCCAGCACUCCUUCCUGCACUCCCAUAAAAACCCACACGUGGCUCCAGGAGCCUCAGAUCCUGCACCGAGACAAUGUACAGCCAGUGAGUGCUGCUGGGGCUCUCCUCUAUAUGGGCUGGGGGGGUUGUUGCUCCUUGGGGCGGUGAGGUUGGGAUCGCGUGGGGUUUUGGGGCACUGAGGUGCUGGUCCAUGUUAGAGGCAAGGACCAAGUGCCGUGCAAACCAUAUGCUUUGCUAUAGGUAGGAAUUAGGGCUUAGCAAAUAAUUCUCAGCUGUGUACUGCAAAACACUUUGUUAAAAAUGUAAAAAUUAUUCAAGACUUGGGAAAGGUAAGGUGGAUGUUUGGUGUCCUGCUUCCUGGUGCGUCAAAUGUCCUCGGUUUGUCCCUUGUGCCCCAAUAUACCACUUGUUGUUGGAACAUGAGGUGCCUGCUGUCCUGCUGCUGGUUUCCCCUCUGUACCCCCAAGACCUCCUGUCGUUUCUCCCUGCUCUCCUCGUUGGUUUUUCCAAGCCACAGCUUUGUUCUCCCAGCACCACUCGGAAGCUGCCAACAUAGGUCUGGUGUCCCUUGCAGGGUGGAGCAUCCCGCAGGAGGCUACAAGAAGCUCUUUGAGACAGUGGAGGAGCUGUCCUCCCCCGUCACUGCCCACGUCACAGGCAGGAUUCCCACCUGGCUCAGAGGCAGCCUCCUGCGAUGCGGGCCUGGCCUCUUUGAGGUCGGGGCAGAGCCGUUCUACCACCUCUUCGAUGGCCAGGCACUGCUGCACAAGUUUGACUUCAAGGAGGGACACGUCACCUACCACCGCAGGUUUGUUAGGACAGAUGCUUAUGUGCGAGCCAUGACAGAGAAGAGGAUCGUGAUAACUGAAUUUGGUACCUACGCCUACCCAGACCCAUGCAAGAACAUUUUCUCCAGGUUUUUCUCCUACUUUAAAGGGGUGGAGGUCACAGAUAAUGCCCUCGUUAAUGUCUACCCUGUUGGUGAGGACUACUACGCCUGUACAGAGACCAACUUUAUAACCAAAAUUAACCCAGACACUCUAGAGACAAUUAAGCAGGUAGGUUUUGGCAAACAGCUCCUAACAGCCUCACCUCUUUUCCCACAUCGCUCACCCUCAUCACAGACGGACAAUGCCCAGGGCUGCCCAUGCAGCCCACACCUCCCCACACUCCGUCCCCAGGUGGAUCUCUGCAAAUACGUCUCUGUCAAUGGGGCCACAGCUCACCCCCACGUGGAGAACGAUGGCACAGUUUACAACAUCGGCAAUUGCUUUGGGAAAAAUUUCUCACUGGCCUACAACAUCAUACGGAUUCCUCCACUCCAAGCGGACAAGGAGGACCCAAUGAACAAGUCAGAGGUGGUGGUGCAGUUCCCUUGCAGUGACAGAUUUAAGCCCUCCUAUGUGCACAGCUUUGGCCUGACCCCAAACUACAUCGUAUUUGUCGAAACCCCGGUGAAGAUCAACCUCCUCAAGUUCCUCUCCUCCUGGAGCCUCUGGGGAGCCAACUACAUGGACUGCUUUGAGUCCAACGAGACCAUGGGGGUCUGGCUUCAUGUGGCAGAGAAAAAGAAAGGACGGCUCCUCAACAUCAAGUACCGGACCUCAGCCUUCAACCUCUUCCAUCACAUCAACACCUUCGAGGAUAACGGGUUCCUCAUUGUCGACCUCUGCACAUGGAAGGGAUUUGAGUUUGUUUACAAUUACCUCUACUUAGCCAACCUCCGAGCGAACUGGGAUGAGGUAAAGAAGCAGGCAGAGAAGGCCCCCCAGCCCGAAGCCCGCAGAUACGUGCUGCCCCUCCGCAUCGACAAGGCCGACACAGGCAAGAACCUGGUCACCCUGCCCUACACGACAGCCACUGCGACGCUGCGCAGCGAUGAGACCAUCUGGCUGGAGCCAGAAGUUAUUUUCUCAGGGCCACGCCAUGGUAAGAUGACAGCUCUGAGCCACAGAGGCAGCACAAGUCCUGUCAGCCAUCCACGUCCUGCUAAUCCUCAUGCGUAUACCUUUUUUGCAGCCUUUGAAUUUCCACAGAUCAAUUACAAGAAAUAUGGUGGGAAACCAUAUACAUACACAUAUGGGCUUGGACUGAAUCACUUUGUUCCAGACAGGCUUUGCAAGCUGAAUGUUAAAACAAAGGAGACCUGGGUGUGGCAGGAGCCAGAUUCAUACCCAUCAGAGCCGAUCUUCGUUUCCCAUCCAGAUGCUCUGGAGGAGGAUGAUGGGGUGGUGCUGAGCAUUGUGAUCAGCCCCGGCUCAGGGCCAAAGCCUGCCUACCUCCUGAUCCUGAACGCCAAGGACAUGAGCGAAGUGGCCAGGGCUGAAGUGGAGGUGAACAUCCCUGUGACUUUCCAUGGACUCUUCAAAAGAGCAUGAGUGCUGCCUGCAACACCCCGUGUUAGGCUUCCUCCAGCUUCAAAAAGAUGCAGUCUCCAUUUGCAAGAAAGUGACAUUGAAGGAAUUUAGAUCAUUUAUUUGUGAGUACUUAGUUCACAGAAUUAUGGAAUGGUUUAGGUUGGAAGGGACAUUACAGCCCUUCCAGUUCCAAACCACUGCCUUGGGUACCCACAGGUGCAUCACUACCCUAAUUAAGACUGAAAAUUUCAGUUUUGUCACUUAGUUCUCAGAAUACUUACCCAGAUAUUUCUCAAAUGUA